CUCGCUCGGCGCUCGGCUGGGGCGGCCUGGCCCACAAUGAAUGGCCGCCGCGGCUGCCGCUGCUGCUGAGGCGGAGGCCGCGGAGGCCGCGGAGGCGGAGGCCGAGGCCCCGGCGCAGCGGGGCGCGCCCCGGGCCCAGGCCCGGCCCCAGCCGCCGCUGCGGAGCCCGCCGGGACCCCCCGGAGCGCGGCCACGGCGCAGCCGCCGCCAUGGCCCAGACACUGCAAAUGGAGAUCCCGAACUUCGGCAACAGCAUCCUGGAGUGCCUCAAUGAGCAACGGCUGCAGGGCCUGUACUGUGAUGUGUCAGUGGUGGUCAAGGGCCAUGCCUUCAAGGCCCACCGGGCCGUGCUUGCUGCCAGCAGCUCCUACUUCCGGGACCUGUUCAACAACAGCCGCAGCGCCGUGGUGGAGCUGCCGGCGGCCGUGCAGCCCCAGUCUUUCCAGCAGAUCCUCAGCUUCUGCUACACGGGCCGGCUGAGCAUGAACGUGGGUGACCAGUUCCUGCUCAUGUACACGGCUGGCUUCCUGCAGAUCCAGGAGAUCAUGGAGAAGGGCACCGAGUUCUUCCUCAAGGUGAGCUCCCCGAGCUGCGACUCCCAGGGCCUGCACGCGGAGGAGGCCCCAUCGUCGGAGCCCCAGAGCCCCGUGGCGCAGACAUCGGGCUGGCCAGCCUGUAGCACCCCGCUGCCCCUCGUGUCGCGGGUGAAGACGGAGCAGCAGGAGUCGGACUCCGUGCAGUGCAUGCCCGUGGCCAAGCGGCUGUGGGACAGUGGCCAGAAGGAGGCCGGGGGGGGCGGCAAUGGCAGCCGCAAGAUGGCCAAGUUCUCCACGCCGGACCUGGCUGCCAACCGGCCUCACCAGCCCCCGCCACCCCAACAGGCUCCGGUGGUGGCAGCAGCCCAGCCCGCCGUGGCCACGGGAGCAGGGCAGCCGGCCGGUGGGGUGGCGGCAGCAGGGGGUGUGGUGAGUGGGCCCAGCACGUCGGAGCGGACCAGCCCAGGCACCUCAAGCGCCUACACCAGCGACAGCCCUGGCUCGUACCACAAUGAGGAGGAUGAGGAGGAGGACGGUGGUGAGGAGGGCAUGGAUGAGCAGUACCGGCAGAUCUGCAACAUGUACACCAUGUACAGCAUGAUGAAUGUCGGCCAGACAGGUGAGGUGCUGCCCUGUCCCCCUACCACCCAGCCACCCCUGCCCCUCUUGCCACUUGCACGCCACUCUCUCCCUGCAGCUGAGAAGGUGGAGGCCCUCCCGGAGCAGGUAGCCCCUGAGUCCCGAAAUCGCAUCCGGGUUCGGCAAGACCUGGCAUCUCUCCCAGCUGAACUUAUCAACCAGAUUGGGAACCGCUGCCACCCCAAGCUCUACGACGAGGGCGACCCCUCUGAGAAGCUGGAGCUGGUGACAGGCACCAACGUGUACAUCACAAGGGCGCAGCUGAUGAACUGCCACGUCAGCGCAGGCACGCGGCACAAGGUCCUACUGCGGCGGCUCCUGGCCUCCUUCUUUGACCGGAACACACUGGCCAAUAGCUGCGGCACCGGCAUCCGCUCUUCUACCAACGAUCCCCGUCGGAAGCCCCUGGACAGCCGCGUGCUCCACGCCGUCAAGUACUACUGCCAGAACUUCGCCCCCAACUUCAAGGAGAGCGAGAUGAAUGCCAUCGCGGCCGACAUGUGCACCAAUGCCCGCCGCGUCGUGCGCAAGAGCUGGAUGCCCAAGGUCAAAGUGCUCAAGGCUGAGGAUGACGCCUACACCACCUUCAUCAGUGAAACGGGCAAGAUCGAGCCGGACAUGAUGGGUGUGGAGCAUGGCUUCGAGAACGCCAGCCAUGAGGGCGAGGCGGGUCCCUCGGCCGAAGCCCUGCAGUAACCCGCCCGGCCUCAUGCGGGGCCGCACACUCCCCCUCCCAACACACACACAUACCCGCCAUCUUGGUCAUGAGCUACUGUCUGUCCCUCCCCAGGACCCGCAGUGGGUGCUGCAUGUUCCCGGCCCUCUGCCCCUCCUGUCCCACCCCCUUUCCCCACCGAGAGCUGGGCCGGGAGAGGACCGCAGGGCAGGUGGCGUGAGGUCCGUGUUGCCUUCUUUAACACACACUCGUGCAGUGGGGGAGUUCUGGCUCCCCAACCUAACCCCUAGCCGUCAUCUCCAUACUCACCAGGCCCACCAGGGGAGGGGGCUGGCCUGGGGGUCUUGGGAAGGCCCCUCCCCAGGCCCUGGGCCACCUCGAGGAAGCCUUCUUCAGCCUCCGCCCCUCACUGUAGCCCAUUGGGACUUGAGGGGGGCCCCAGGGGUUCUCAGGACCCCUCCCACCACCUCCCAGUGCUUCCACGUCUCCAAAAGCGCCUUCCUGUCACCCUUGUCUAUCCCUGCGCCUGGGGGCUGGGGUAGGCGAGGCCGUGGGGACUACCCAUUUUAUAGCUGGGGAAACAGGCUCCGAGAAAUUGCACAACCGACCUAAGGUGGCCGGCAGUGGCGUGCCCGGUGCCCUUUCUCCUCUUUUCCGCCUCUGUUGCCCCCUUUGGUCCUCUGGGGCCUCAGAGAGGCAGGUCCUAAAGGAGGGGGGGUCUCUUGGGGGCAGACCAAGGGUCUCGGAGGAUAGAAUGAGAGGUUUCCAGGGCUGGCAGAGUGUGUGCGUGUGUGUGUGCAGAAGUUUUGCUUUCAAACAAAUGAAGAUACAAGAGGCAGUAGGACCUGGGUUGGAACCCAGGGGAGCAGACUGGGGGGCUGCUGCCCCUCUCUCCAUCUCCCCACCCCCACCCCGCCCCACAGCAGGGCUCCUGGCCCCCACCCCCCUGUACAUAAUUUUUAAAACAUUUUUUUAGCGAAUGAAAUAUUGAAGUAUAAGAUUCCUUUUAUUUUUCAAACCAAUGGGGCUGUGUCUGUUGUCCCCCUCGGUCCCCAGGGGUGGGGGGGCCUUGGAAGGCAGGGUGGUGUUGGGGGGCUGGGGGGCAGGCUGAAUGUGUGUGUGUGUGGAGUGUGGGUGUGUGUUUCCAUGGUAGGACUCCAGUCCCAGCUGCUGCCUAGGCUCCUGUGGGUCCGACCGGGUUCCCCCUCCCCUGUCCACCUUUCCCAACAGGGCUAUAGUUUAAGGGUGUCCCAGGCCUUGGCUGGUUGGCUGGGCCCAGCUCCUGGGGGCUGGGCAGGGCAGGGCAGGGCCGGGUCCACUUCCAUUGUUAGCAGUUGUUUGCAGAAUUUUCUCUUUUACCAUUCCUCUCUUUUUGUUCUCGCCCUGAGUGGGUGGUUUUUUGUUUUAGAUUUUCAUGUGAAGGCAGAAAGUUUUUUUUCUUUUUUAACUCCCCAUCCCCCUAUGCGGGGUGUCACUUCACCAUCCACAUCCACAUCCUUGUUUGCGUUUCUGGCCCUCGUCCUCCCUGCCUCUCCUCUGCCUCCCCAACCCCCGCUACCCGCUGCUCCCAGGGGUCUCUCCAGGGGCAGGGGAUUUCAGGAGAUGGGGUGGGGGCGAGCCCCUACUGGACCCUUGUAAUCUGAUUUGGAGACCACCCCCAUGAUGGGACCAGCAGCCUCGCCAGCCCACUGGGGGGUCCCUCUUAACAUCUGCUUGUUGCGGGGGUCAGUCAUGAGUGCCAGGGUCUGGCUGGGGUCUUGGCACUGUCUUCCUGGCCGGGGCCUGGCACCUUAGCCCCCAGCCGGCCCGAGUGGGGGAUAUCGACACCCCCAGCUAAAGCACAAGCACCUUAGUCACCCCUCCUCUCCCCCCGCCUCCUGGCCUGCCACCCCACCCCAGCGUUCACCCCAAAGCACAAUGCCCUGGUCACUUGGCAAGCGGCUGGGCCUGACGGAGGCCGAGGGGCAGACCGGGGCUCCAGCCAGACCCCCGAAAGGAAGCAGGUGCUCCCCCACUUCCAGGCCUUAGUUGGGGCGGGGGAGGGGCCAGCUCCUGGGCCUGGGGUCUUCUCACCCCCACCCCCUUGUCCUGGGUAGGCCCCUACCUGCCCCUCUCUGCCUUUUCCUCGGGUGUCCCUCCUCGAGUCCCUGCGGCACUGGCUUGGGUGGCAGAGCCCACUUGUUUCAGGGACCCCAGGAGGUGCCCCUUGGCUCCCGUGACUGUGUGUGGGUCUGGGGGGUGGGGGGAUGGGGAGAAGGGUCGGGCAGGGGGUGCAGGGGAGGAAACUCCUCACCAGGAGAGCCAAAGACAGGGUUGUGCCUUACCCCAGGAGUCACCCCUGUGCCCCACUUGCCCUGCCGUUCACCCUCCACCCCUCCCCCCGGGCGGCCUGCUGCUUUUUCCUUCUCUUUCUCCCCUGCCCUGCCCUGAGCUGCAUGGUUCCCCCACCCUGGGCAGCCAGGAAGGAAUCUGAAUGGAGAAUCACCAACCACCACAGAAAAAAGACUGUGGGGCCCUCCCCUGCCAACUCCCCUUCCCUGGCCGCCCACUCACCCACACCUCUUUCACGCAGGACAGGCUGCCCACCCUGCCCACGUGAAGUGCCAACGCCUUCCCCACCCUGGGCCGAGCCCCCCCCUCCCUGGGCCCCCGAGUGAGAUUGCACAUUUAACUACUGUAAGGAGAGGAGCGGCGUUGGCAAAUGUGAACCAUGAGAAUAUCAGUGACACUGAUGAGAAUAAACUAAACGCCUUUACCAGCCUGGGCCGAACCCCCC
This is a messenger RNA of Nomascus leucogenys (northern white-cheeked gibbon), 4627 nucleotides long. RefSeq names its product nucleus accumbens associated 1 (gene NACC1). The coding region runs from base 210 to 1871 and encodes 553 amino acids. The record is from RefSeq and is a predicted model, not a curated record. NCBI's taxonomy places the organism in Eukaryota, Metazoa, Chordata, Mammalia, Primates, Hylobatidae. The transcript has 7 exons. Gene Ontology annotation, molecular function: RNA polymerase II cis-regulatory region sequence-specific DNA binding; DNA-binding transcription factor activity, RNA polymerase II-specific; protein binding. Gene Ontology annotation, biological process: regulation of transcription by RNA polymerase II.